AUGUACGCUUUUCCACAAGUCCUGGCGGACAUGGGGGACACUUUGACAAUUCGCCCAGCAUAUUCCUUUUAAGGCUUAGGGUUCCCUUAACGGCCCAUCUUUCUAGCUAUGUAUCGUCCCUCAAGCUCAACCCUUUUACGGAGUGGGGAUGCACCAGUAGCUUCUUUCGCAGCGUCAACGGCCUCAUCCCAAUGCAAGGGGACUGCUGGGGCAUGUCGUUGAGGCAUUUCCUUCCACAGGUCUUUUUGAGGGCUUCCUUCUCCAUCAUCUGCAGACGACGAGGAGUGGUCGUUGAUGAACAACUUGGGAGAGCUCUAAUCCUUACUUCUCGCCUGCGCGUGGGAGAUAGUGGGUGGCCUGAUAGCUUUCUACGUUGGCCAGAGUUUUUAUCGAAAGCCGGCUAUUGCGAUAUGGCUAGUCGGCGGGACACUUUCGGUAUCGCUCUUCCUGCUGGCCUUGCCUAACAGCAAACCAAAGCCAGAGUUAUGGAAUUGUAAGAAGUCAUUUCGACGUCAUGUAGAAAAAGAACGCCCCUGGUGGAGUGAUUCGUUCUACUGUGUGUGAUAGGUACUUUGUUACUUUUUGUGGUACGUGUUUUUCUGGAUCUUUUCUACUCUGAUAUGGAUAGGAGAUAUUCUACUCGGAUUUUUUCUUCUUGUAGCGUUGGUUCUUGCUCUUCACGGCUUAGUACGUUACUGUACGCUUCUUGGAAGAAAUUUCCUCGGGGCCUGGUCUCAACGCUGGUUUGGAAAACCAGAUUGGAGACACAUGACAUGACAUCUACUUCCGUAAAUUAAUAUCUAACGUACCAAAUCACAGUGGUGAGCGAGCAGGCAUCUUCGUCACUUUUACGGAGUGGGGAUGCACCAAUAGCUUCUUUCGCAGCGUCAACAGCGAGUCCGGAUGAAGAGGAAGAUAUGGAUUUUGACGAUGCUUCACGUUCAUCAUAUCAGCAGGGGAGAAAUAGUACUGCGUCGAGUACCUCUUCUUCAAGAGAAACGAGCAGACGUGGAGAGAAACAUAGUUUUAGAAAUGGUCCUCGUAGUCCGGUAAACGCCGAAGAUGUUGAUGCGCAAGAACAUGAAUUAACAGCUGCUUACUUGUCGAAUUUCGUGAUCUUUAGUACGAAGCUGGGUCCCGCUCUCAAGGUAGUAACUCCUGUGAAGACCACGUCACACGCAAGAACAUCAAGCACGUUGAAGAUAAAGGUAGAGAGUCCGGCGGGUGGGAGCUCAUUCGAGGCAGAGGAUAGGAGGGGGAACAACAGAACAGACGUUGAAGCAGAUGAAUCUGUUGAGGAGCAGGCAAAUUCAGACUCGGACAUCGCAGAUAGUAGUAUCCCUAGUAGUGGUGCUGGUGAAAAAACGGAAAAGAGAUCGACUAUGCUUCUCCGCGAUUCAGAGGGCACAGUGGUGGACGAGGGCGAGCCACAUGACGAGAAGAGGCACGAUCAUGAUCAUUCUGCAGUAAUAACUGUAAGGAGGAGGAAGACGAAACAGCAGACGCAUCUUCAGGGAGAAGAUGAUAAUACAGAAGGGAACCUACUAGAUGAAGUAGAUGCGGACCAUGAUGAAGUAGAAGAGGACUCGGUGGAUUCUCAGGAGCAGAGUAGGAUACAUCGGCAUAAUGUGAGGAAGAAUGAAGUGGAUCAACAAGAAGAAGAGCAGGAUGAUGAGCCCAGUUUCCUAGAACAGGGGUCUCACGUCAGAAGAGCCGAACCAAGGCCGCGUAGCUCACUUUCAGCUCGAGCUUCUAGUUACGUUACGACUCUUCCUACCGCUCAACCGAUAAGCUUUGUGGAAGUCGGCGCAGCAUCAGCCGUGACUAGUGGAAGUAGCUCCCGCUACUCGAAUGGCGGAAGUAGCGGCAGUAGUGCUAGAGACGACACAACAAGAAGAAAGAGGAAAAGAAAGGAAAUGGAGCAAUCUUUGCUGCAGAGUGGUUCAACAUCCUUUAGAGAUCACCUUUUAGAAAUCUGUAUGGAACUUGGGCUUUUCGGUCAGAAGUUCAUGGUCACGCUUGGCUUCGUCAUGGUGUACCUGUUUGUGAUCGAAAGUUAUGGCUGAUAGUAAAUCGUGAAAAACUGAAGACGAAUCAUCUUCCUUAUCGGAUAAUAUCCGUAGUGACACAAAGAAGCUGUAAAUGUAAAAGAUCAAAAUGAGUUCUACUAAGAAGCUGUAUAUGAGUAGUGACACAAAGAAGCUGUAAAUGAGUUCUACUAAGUUCUUUGAAGAUAAUAGAUGAGUUCAUCUUCGACAUACGUUUCUGUAUAUACCUCUAAGAAAACUACCCAACCCACAUUCGUGCAACGGGGACAGCAGUUUGCCUGUCGUGUGGAAGAAUAGGGUCGAUAACUGCACCAACGAUAUACGAAAAAAUGACAGAGGCUUCGGGAGGACCAGUGCUUUUCUUCAUUUAUCUGGUCUUUCUCUUAUGACUUUUGGUAUUGUUCCUAGGUAUAGUAAUUCUAGGGAAGUGAGCAACUGAUCAAACCUAAGAUAGCAGACGUUUUCUAUUUCAGGCGAAAGCUUCUCCUAUGUUUUCUACUUAUGAGCCGUCGACUAAUAUGCCCGUGGGGCUUGGGCUCUAGCUUUUCUGCGGCGAUGGCCGUUGUGCUUCAUCGUUUGCGUAGUCGUAGCGCCUGGCCGUUGUGCUUCAGGCUUUCCGCGGGGUGAUUGAGUGGAACUAUAGCGGGAAACUGUAGACCCAGGCCCCAAAAAAAGUGAGAUGCGUUCCCAGAUUGAAUGAAUCACUUACAACAGAAUCACUUACGCAUGACAUACGCUACAAGCAGGUUUCUUCUAACUCUUCUGGCGAUGAACAUGAUGUUCCUGCUGUUUAUGCCCUUGAUCGAAACCGGGGGAUUGCAGUUGAGCGACGACGCGUACAGUACCGACAAGGCGAGCAUUAAGAACCCCAUAAUGUUGGUCGUCUUUCUAUUUGCCUUAUCUCACGCUUACUGGCACGUUAUUGAAGCAUCUUGAUUCUUCGAUGAACGAGAAUAGUUGUGCUCUAGUACCUCUACUGGGGACACCAUGAUAGAUGAUGAUCUACUUGGUAGAGAUGCACAUACUUUAGUAGAGAUACUAUAUUGUAUUGUAUUGUAUUGAGUAAGCAUCGUGAGGAAACACUAUGACGCCGCGCGGUAGUCUGCACUGAAUUCUGUGCGAGAUUAAUUCUUUUGUAUUGCAUUGGUUGUUACCCAGAACCAGACUAAAUCCUGCUUCUAAGAAAGGACUAUGGGACGAGCUCACUGGUGGUUCAGCUUCAGGUCCUGCUGAGAAGGCAGAGUCUCUUCCAGAAGACUCAACAGGGGUUAAGGCUCAGACGCUGGCAACAUUAUUGAUACUUGCAUACAAAGCCACCUUGUUGUUGAUGUUGAUGUUUACAAAAGACGUGAAGGUGAAGCGUCUGUAUAAUUGUACCUCUGUGUAACUAAGUUUUGCUUCUAGCUUGGCCAGGUAGGGUCAAACUUGAAGUACAUGACCAUGACCACGAAUCGACUUCUACCAUUCACCAAUCUUACUUCUACUUUCACCAAGGACUACUUUUACCAAGUAGAAACAACUACGUGGACCAUACAGACAAUUCGGUUUAGUAUUCUUCGCACAACUUGAACACGAGGAAUUUAGCGAUGGAAUAAGCGCUCUUACUAACUGAGGACCAAGGAGCUCAUUCUCUCUCAUGAAUCCUCUAUCUUUCUCAAUAUAAUCUUCUAAAACUGGCGUCGACGGUAGUGGGGCGUCGGGCAGAAGUGCCAGAUCAUUGGAUCACCACUAUAAUUUGCGACCAGGGGACACCAGUGGAGGUCGAGAAGAAGCGAAUUUUGCAAAUGCAUUGGACGAUGCGCAAAAGAUCGAAAAAUGAAGUAGACGCAUUGCCUUCGAAAAAUGAACUCUUUCUUCGAUUUUGAUGGUUUUGGUUUGGUGUGAGAAAGAAAAUAGAAGUCCAGAACAACUGCGUUUUCGUUCUUUCCUACUGCAGACCUUCGUUACCAUUUUUGCGUCGUUGAUGGCCGUGCGUGACAUAUUUUUAUGUCUACUGCUCUUCACCGACUUCACAUUUUGCUAUGAUUUUUUUUUUGGUAAUACUAGACUACCACAGCUAGAUGAAGACAUUGAGAUAACAGAAGCUGCUUCUCCACAAAGAAAGCCAAUUCCUUGAGUUGUGGUCACUCAACUACUCAACAAGAUCGAGGAGAUUGGCCGCAAGAUAAAUGAGUCUUUUUGCUACAACUUUCCUAUGGAACGAAUCGAACUUUUCGUGGUCC
Molecule: messenger RNA, 4270 nt
Organism: Amoebophrya sp. A25
Lineage: Eukaryota; Dinophyceae; Syndiniales; Amoebophryaceae
Source: the annotation of a GenBank genome assembly